AUGUCGCAGCUGGGAAGUGUACAAGGCAGCGGAGAAGGCAGCAUAGUUGUCGCCGGCGGCGGCGGGGGCCCGGACUUCGACUUGCCGGACAAUAUUCUGGCUGUUAUACCGGCCGACCCUUACGACCAGUUGGAUCUGGCGCGAAAGAUCACUUCCAUGGCAAUCGCUUCCCGCGUGUCGAACCUGGAAGCGGAGGUGGGAAGGAUGAAGCAGAAGAUGUACGAGAAGGAUCGAAUUGCUUACGAGCUCGAAGAGAAAGCGUCUCGAAUGCAGCGGGCGUACCGGGAGGCAGAGUCGAGGCUGAAGAUCACCCUUGACGAGAAUAUUAAACUUGCUAAGGAAAGGGAUUCGUUGGCUGCCAACGUGAAGAAGCUUGGCCGUGAUUUGGCAAAGUUGGAGAACUUCAAGAAGCAGUUGAUGCAGUCACUUAGUGAUGACAGUCCGUCGCCAACACAAACUGUUGAUAUUAGAGCAUAUGAUCAUCAUGCACCAAAGGCAUAUCCUGAUAAAGAUGAAGUGUCAAAUGGAUUUGCCAGCGACAAUUCUUACAAUGGCUCUACAAACAUGAGUACAGCUGAUCAAGCUGCAAAGUCUGCUGGACAAAGAUUCUCCAUAACCCCGUACAUCACACCACGGCUUACUCCAACUGCAACCCCAAAAGUUACAUCUACAAGUGUGUCCCCUAGGAGUUAUUCUACUGCUGUGUCACCUCGGAGAGCCUCUGCUCUGACAUCUCCGACGAAAUCCCAAUAUGAGGGACAACAAACUAGCUUUUCUCCAUGGUAUCCAUCCAGUCAACAGUCUUCGGCAGCCAACUCCCCUCCUCGGGGACGCUCAAUGCCAGCACGGACUCCACGAAUUGAUGGAAAGGAGUUCUUUCGUCAGGCCAGGAGUCGCCUGUCAUAUGAGCAAUUCAGUGCAUUUCUGGCUAACAUCAAGGAACUAAAUGCCCAGAAGCAAACCCGGGAGGAAACUUUGAGGAAAGCUGAAGAGAUAUUUGGGACAGAGAAUAAAGAUCUCUUCUUAUCAUUUCAAGGAUUGCUCAACCGUAGUAGUGCUCACUGAAACUGCCUUAUGCGUAAGGCAUCCGACCUAACUAGGUGGUACAUCGAAACAGCAGUCAGUUCCUUGUGACGAUUCAUUCGAGGAUGCACAAUCAUCGACAAAUCACAGUGACAUGUAUUUCAGCAAGUAGAAGUAGAAUGUUGCUAGGGCUUCACUGAAAUCAUGCAAAUGCUGUAGAUAGUCUUUACUUGGUCAACAUUGUUUUCGUUGUCGAUGAAUGAUUUUUGAUCAAUUGGAAACUUCCAUUUGACAUGAUCUUUUGAUUUCAACAUUUGCUUCCCCUGAUUAUCCG
Molecule: messenger RNA, 1357 nt
Organism: Linum tenue
Lineage: Eukaryota; Viridiplantae; Streptophyta; Magnoliopsida; Malpighiales; Linaceae
Source: the annotation of a GenBank genome assembly